Molecule: messenger RNA, 1960 nt
Organism: Lycium barbarum (goji berry)
Lineage: Eukaryota; Viridiplantae; Streptophyta; Magnoliopsida; Solanales; Solanaceae
Product: transcription factor BEE 1-like
Exons: 11
Coding region: 968-1813 (281 amino acids)
Biological process (GO): regulation of DNA-templated transcription
Cellular component (GO): nucleus
Molecular function (GO): protein dimerization activity; DNA-binding transcription factor activity
Source: RefSeq, a predicted model, not a curated record
GUUGGAGUUGUAAGUUCCUUUUUUGGGGUAAAUUGGUAAUCGGCUCCUUCAUCCUCUUCCUUUCUUAACACGUAUAUUUUCCCCCAUUAACCCAUAUUGUUUCUCUCCACUCCAGUAGUACAAGCCAGAAAAUUCUAUAAUCUUCUCCUUUUCUAUGCUCCUCUCAGACUCAGAGACCUUGAAAUCAUUUUCUUUGAGAUUUCUCCAUUUAGUUCCAAGUCUAUGCUAAUUUCGUCAUUUCUCAAUAAAACAUCUAUGAAUACACUGAGAUACAACCAAAAGCUUGAAGACGAAGGAAAGAGAAUAUUUGUGGUUUAUGUACAUGUAUGUGGUUAUUAAUUUAACCCGUCUAUGAAGAUGUUCUGCUCAGAUACACAAAGUGCAAUAGCACUAAGUACAUUGAAUUGCCACCCGAAAAAAAAAUGUGAUUUAUAACAUAAACAUCUAUUGUUCUGCAACCAGAACCUUUGAUGAUACAAAUUGUGCACAUAUGAGAGAUGAAGUGAAAAUUAUAGGCAUGCCGUUGAAAAAUCCAUUUAAUUCACUCGACUUUCAUUUAAUCGAGUGUUAAAUCUGGUUGUGAAGAUGAUAUUUUUCCCUCUUGGCCUUGAAAGAUUACCUUGGGAUGCAUUGUACUAUAUGAAGUAGCAUGCUUUUGUUGCGUACUGGCUGUUGAUGGUUGUCUAACCCAAAAUAUAUUUACAGAAAAGAGAUAUCUAGAUGGGCAGCAGGUGUAUAAAUCAUUUCAGGCAACAAAACAACAGAAGCCCAAACUUCCAAGUGGCAUCCUCAAAAUACUUCACUAUUCCAUCCAUUAAUAAAAAAGAACAUUGAGAAAUUCACAUAAGCCAUGCUCAAUUUUGCCCAUGCUCUAUAUAUAUUUGUGAGUCACAACCUAUCUUAUCUUCAGAAAACAUACGCUAAACAUCCCUUGUGAGCAGCAUUUGUAUAAUAUACAAAAGUUGUCAUGGCUCUUCAUCAUUUCAAUCCAGAUAUGCAAAUCAUUAAUCCACCAUUCUCUGUAUUCAACACUGACUCAAGUUUGAAUUUCCAUAACCAGUUUCCUUUGCAAAACCUGAACCCCACUUCCUUGGAGAUGUCAAACGUCAAUUUUCAGAGCUUUCUUGGACAUUCCCAUGAACACAUUUUCAACCAAGCCCCUGAAUUUCAAGUAUGUUUAACAGAAAACUUCCCUGGAAAUUUUCAACAAGAUGACAAGAAUACUGUAGCUCUAGCUAGAGAUGAUAUAAAUGAAAGCAAGAAGAGGAAAACAAUAGAGACCCCAGAAAGCAGCUCCGCAUACUCGUCCCCUGCAGUUUCUUGGAGUGAGACCAAAAGAAAAACUAGUAAAGGAAAAGGAAAGAGAGUAAAGAGUGAUGAAAAGGAAGAAGAGAAAUUAAGGCAGGUGGUGCAUGUAAGAGUCAAGAGAGGCCAAGCAACUGAUAGUCACAGUUUAGCAGAAAGGGUUAGAAGAGGAAAAAUUAAUGAAAGACUUAGGUGUUUGCAAGACAUUGUUCCAGGAUGCUACAACUCUAUGGGCAUGGCAGUAAUGCUGGAUGAAAUAAUUAACUAUUUGCAAUCCUUGCAAAAUCAAGUUGAGUUCCUCUCCAUGAAGCUUUCUGCGGCCAGCACAUAUUAUGACGUCAACUCAGAGACAGAAAUUUUGCAGACGAUGCAGAGAGCAAAGGCAUAUGAAGCACAGAUUAUGCAGAAGCUAAAGAAGGAAGGAUAUGAAGGGGUGGCUUCUAAUCAAGCUGGCCCCUUAAUUGACCACAGUUUUGACUGCUAUCCCAAGUUGUCUUACAACAACUAAAGAUUCAUCCAGCAAUUUUCCCUUUUCUGAUCAAUAUAUCCCACUUAUGCAUACCUUUGUAAUUUUUGGACACAUGCAUUGAGAAAUUGGACUCAUAUACAUUUAUUAAGUCUCAGAAUACAAUUUUGUGUUUGGAAUUUCACCAAA